GGCGGUCUUUGCGUCGUGCGCACCUUGAAGAGGGGCGACUGCGAGGGGAUCACCGAGUUCCUUGGCGUGGGCUCAGAGCAGCGCACGUGUGCGCUACGCGCCGGGCCUGAGGGCGCCCGCGUGCGAUUCGUGGGGAGGCAAGCGCUCACCGAGUUGCUCCAAGAGAAGGUCCUAGAUGAAGAGGCAGAACAACCAGAGGAUCCAGAAGACGAACCAGUCAUGCGGCUACGGUGGACGAACGAGGUGGCCUACUUCAACGAGUUGUCUUUGGACCGCAUUGAUUCCUUGAAUCACAAGGAAGCUCGGAACUUGCUGACCUGGAAUCCCGGGCCGGUAGACGGGCCAGAUACACCUCUAGAUUUCCUUCAGCUGCAGGGACAGUCAGUGUUCAUGGUGGACAACGCCCUUGGGACUUCUGUGUCUGGGCCGCUGCCGGAAGGCAUUGAGGAGAGGUAUUACUUCGAUGGGCAGACCAUCCUGAAGCCAGGGGUUAAGGGUGACUCCGCCAUUUUGAUCUUGCGCGGUGAGGUCGAGGCACUGGUUCCGGAUGGCUGUGCAGGCAACUGCCUGCACCGUGCCUGGGAAGCUGACACCGUGGGCUGGUUAGGCGACGGUCGUGACCUGCGCUGCGGCGAGGACCCGCCAGCGCCAAUGGUGGCCAAGCAGUCGCCCAAGGCAGACUUGCCAGACCUGGACUCGGACCAGGAGAAGGUCAGGAGAUAUCUCUUGGAGCAGCCGGACCGCACGGCUGAGCAGGAGGUGAUCAUGGUGUCGCUGGUCCUACCGCAGAACAUCAAGCGCGCCAUGGCGCACCUGCGCAAGGCUGCUGAGGAUGGCAAACUGGACCUCAGCGGCAUGAAGACCACAGACUGGCGCUGGCUCUGGGGGGAUCCUGACUGCCUCGUCGUCUUCGAUGUCUUGGAGAAGGCGAAGCUACUAAGCCCUCAUGGCUUAGAGAUCGCCGAGGAGGUGCGGUUCUUCUUGAACCCUCCACAAGAGGAGCCACCUCCAGAGCCACAGGCUGUGCUAGGGCCCGGCAUGCAGAUUGGCCGCCUUGCACUCUUGGGUGUUCCGAUCGUCCUUUCGGGCGUGGUCCGCGCCAAGGGUCCUGUACUGGUGGCGAUUCUACACCGAUCUGUCCUGCUUCAAGCGCUGGAGAACUGUGAAGAGAAGGCGCUAUUCCUUCCACAUGGCCUGACGAUCCACGACCGGCUUGAUGUGCUGAAGGCCCUUCCAUCCACCAAGAAGGAGGUCAAGGACCGGCCGUCGCAUUUGGGGCCUAUCACUGGACCGCCGGCACACAAGGAUCGGCACAACCAGGCAGAGGCUGCAGCUGGAACCUUCGGGGCCUGGUCUUCGGGUACCGGCCGCUACAGGCACGUUCCCGCGGCGGAUGCCUUCGAGCACGUGCUGAUGAGCGCCCUGAAGAGCUACUCUGUGAUUUGGGACUUGGUACAUGACGCCCCUCCGCGGCUCUUAGAUCAACUGGUGAGGGCUUGGGAGCCUCGCUGGCUUCUGCCGGGCGAAACAAUUGUCGCAGACGAGGAGCCCGACGCCGACUUUGUUUUUGUUCUGGUGCACGGCUCCUGCGUGGUUCUGCUCGAGGACCGCGAGAUCGAGAACGUUGGGCAAGGAUCAGUUCAGGGAGCCGCGCAGCUGCUUGCCUUGAAUGGCUGGACACGUACUGUCCAGGUGUCCCCGACUUGCAAUGGGGAGGCCAUGAUCCAGGUUCUCACACGGGCCAAGCUCAUGGACAUGCUUGAUGGCCACCCUUUGCCGAAGACACGGCUGAGGGCCUUGGAGCAAUCCCUGGAGGAAGGCAAAGAGGCGGAUUGGCGAAUCCUGAAAAAUAUUCCAGCGUACGGCAGCUGUGCCUACCAGCCUUUCCUUGCCCGCCUACACAAGGAUGCGGACAUCCGGCUUUUUUGUGCUGGCGACAUGGUGGCCUUUGCUGGAGAUGACUCCGCAGCAAUGAUGGUGGUGCUUGCGGGCACUGUCCGGUGCGAGCAACCUCAGACUUUGUUCUUCGUGGAGCUCCGCCGUGGGGAGUGGUGCUACCAGGACAACAUCCUCGGCAACACGCCCAUCUUCGGGCACGAUGCAGUGGCAGUCACCAAUGUUCUGGUCUUGGUUCUCUACAGGCAUGCCAUGCAGAACGCCAUGGUGGCCUAUCCGGAGACCCGUAAGGUGGUCAUCGCGAACGAGACCUGGAGAAAGCAAACCGAUUGCCCAGAACCCUCAGCUUUGCCACUCUUCGCAAAGCUCCCUGCAUCCCUACUGUCAGACAUCAUUGAGGAAGCGAAGCCUGUGUACUACCGGCCCUGUUCUUUGCUCUUCUCUCCGGGUGAGACCGUGGAGGAAAACGCCCUGCUCUUUGUGGUUCGUGGGGAGUUACAAGUGGCCAUCAUGGGCAUUGAAGUUCGAAGAAUCGGAGCAGGCGGCUACAUUGGGCUGCAUCAUUUCAUGGGCCUUGAGUGUCCUGCUCCAAAUGUCACUGUCCGGUCCACGCAGGCCUGCGACUGUCUGCUUCUGCAGCAGUCAACCAUCCAGAAAGUGUUGGACGACGAGCUGAUGGAAGAUGACAUGCUCCCGUACACAGCGGCGGUACGAGUGCUGUCUGGCGGUGAGAUCCUGGAUGCUUUUGGCUUUCCUGUGGGCGAUGGAAGUGCAAAGAACGUGCCCGACUGCGUGGAGCAGAGUGAGGUGUUUCGCGCCUGCUCCCGCAGUUUCGUCUCGCAGGUCGCGGAGAUCGUCGAGGAUCUAGCCUUCUGGCCGGGCGAGAAGCUCUACCUCCAGUAUGAAGAGGGCAAUUUUAUGUACUUCAUUCGGUCUGGCCGCGUGCGGCUAGAGGUGCUGGGGCGCAAGGAGCAUGAGAUUGUCGAGGCAGGUACCACGCUGGGGGACAUGGCCGUCCUGGACCAGGUGCCGCACUAUGUGGAGUCAGCCUUUGCAGAGACCCAUGUCUGGGUCAGGGCACUCAACAAGAAGCCGGGUUGCCCAGUAAAAGGUGGUCUGGGGCUCAUGAGUUGGCCAGGAAACCCUCAUCUAGAUCCGUGA
This is a messenger RNA of Symbiodinium pilosum, 3057 nucleotides long. The record is from the annotation of a GenBank genome assembly. NCBI's taxonomy places the organism in Eukaryota, Dinophyceae, Suessiales, Symbiodiniaceae.